This is a messenger RNA of Lingula anatina, 5912 nucleotides long. RefSeq lists its product as uncharacterized. The record is from RefSeq and is a predicted model, not a curated record. NCBI's taxonomy places the organism in Eukaryota, Metazoa, Brachiopoda, Lingulata, Lingulida, Lingulidae.
GUUAUAUACAUGAUGUUGCUGUGACAUGCUGAGAUAUUUGGAUUUAAAAUUGGUGUUUAUUUCAGAUUUGUAAGACAAACCCAAGUUUAAUUGAGUUGGACCAUGUUCCAGGAGACGUCCAAGGACCAAACUCUUCAGCUAUGCCUAAUUUGAGCCUGCCAAACAGGAAGAUGAGAUGUCAUAUGGAAAGUCCAAAACAUGCUAAGAAGUACUAUAUACUAGUUAUACAUGGUGCAGUUAAACCCAAAAGUAAAGAGCUCCAGAAAAGGAUAAAAGCAGCCCAUGGAAAAAUGCCUGAAGGGCAAAUUAUGUACGUCUGUGAGAUUUGCCAGCGUGUGAUGAAUGGAAGUGAAAACUACAAGGGUCACAUAACAUCAGGAAAACACCAAAGGGCAGUAACAUUCUACUUCUCUAAAGUUUCAUGUACUGACAGUCCUGCAGCCGUUUCUGAAGCAAAUCUUACUGGUAAUGAGACUAGCCCAUGGAAGGCUACAGGGAUAUUUGACAGGAAAAUCUCAUCAGCAUUGGGAGGGUCUGGUGCUCAUACUCAAUACAGUCAAAGCAUGUCAACUGGAAGUGUUCCAAGUUCAGAAAAUGCAGGUUAUAGUAUGAUACAGGGAGCAACAGCCACCCAACAUCCAAGUAUUGUACCACCUACUGGAGGUUAUGCUGCAAAACCAGUUUAUUCAUCACCGCAACUUGAAUGGCAAUACCAACAGCCUGGAAAACCAUCUCCAGAGCAAUAUAUACCUUUCCAACAGCAGCAACACUUUGUGCAGCAACAACAGUCACUUCAGUCACAGCAUCAUUUACAUCUCCUAGAACAGCAAGAGAAGUUUGAAGCAAGCAUUGCUCCACAUAAUUACCAGUACCCUAGUGCAGCCCUUCAUACCACUGCAGGUACUCAGAACCCCCAUGUUCAGACAAGGGAGAACUUUCCAGUGAGCUCGGCAACUACUGCAGCACCAAAAUCUUAUGAUACUGACAGGGCGCAGCAUGCCAAAGAGAGGAACAUGUUUGGAGGGUCAACAGAUGCAUUUGAUUCAGUAAGAAGUUAUGGACAAGAAGAAGAGAGAAAUUCCAGAGAGAGAGGUGAUUCUGCUGGCAGAGUUUGGAAUCCGGUCAGAGAUGAUGAUAAAGGUGGAGAAAGAAGUCAGGCUUAUGAGGGCAAGAUAGAUAGAGAUAGGCUGAAAGAUAGGCUGAAAGGGAGAAGGAAACAAAGAGCUAGCAAGGACAAGUGGAGUGAUGUUAGCGACCAUGAGGCACAAAAAGUGGAGUUCCCAAGGAGCAGAAGUCCUGAAGUGGAAAGGCAUGACCAAGGAUCUCCUAGGAAGAGAAGAAACCAUUCAUCGGAAUGGACAUCCCCUAGAACAGAGGACAAUUCUGAAUCUUUAUUUCGGAAAUGGUACAAAUGUCACUUUGAUACCAAUUUCUCCGGAAGCUUCAGUAGAUCCCAUGCUCUGUGGGGCAGUUUCCAAGAGUUUCACCAAGAGUACACAGUGUACAGAGCCAAAUACCCCCAAGUCGACUUUGAUAGUUACUGCAGAUUGUACAGUGAAGGGUAUUUUGACGAAUACUACAUUCAGUUGUAUAAUCUCAAGGGGAAAGCAUUUGAUAGAGUUACACCUGGGAACAACUCAAACACAACCCCUGCAAGUGACCGUGGAGCUGUUGGAGGUACGAGUGCUUUCCCAGCUUAUGAAGAAACCUUUGAAGAAUAUUGCCGCAAUUUCCCCGAUGUUACCUAUCUCACUUACCGUGAUCUCUACUUACGAAAACAUGAUGUCGAGCCACCUGAUGAAAGAAGCAGUGAAAAGGCUUGGGCAGAAAAACAGGCAGAAAGAGGAAAAUCACGUUUUAAAAUGUAUCCACAUUUUAAUGAAGACUAUCAAUCCUACAGCCAUGACUUUCCUGAAUUUAGUGAAAAGGUCUAUCAAAGCUUGUAUAUAGAAAGAUAUAAAGCAGACCCACCAAAAUCAACUGCCUACCCUCACAUCAAUGAAAACUACAUAAGCUUCAGGAAGGACCAUCCUAACAUUACCUUUGAUAAAUAUUGUUCAUUGUACAGAGAGAAACAUUCAAAAGAUCCCCCAGAAGAAAUAGACAGGCGUCAGAAAAAGAAAAAAACAGACGACCAUGAAAGUAGCAGAGACACCAACAGACCAAUUAUCGACUUUGCCUUCUAUCCUCUGUUCAGGGAGGCAUAUGAAGAUUACCUUGAACGCUUUCCAGGGACUGACUACACCACUUACUAUGAUCUGUAUCGUGAAGUACACCAUACUCAUUACAGGGACAGGCUGGAAGAAGAACCAGUAAGAGAGUUGAGGAAGCCAAAGCAUGUCUUUCCUGGUUACAAUGAAGAUUAUGUGACUUUUAGAAAGGAAUUUCCUGACAUGACCUUCGAUAAGUAUUGUUCAUUAUACAGGGAGAAGCAUUUGAAAGACCCCCCAGAAGUGAGAAGACGUCAGCAAAAAAGGGAAGCUUCAAGAGAUGAGGACUGGUACCCACUCUACAGAGAAACAUAUGAAGAUUAUCUUGAGCGUUUCCCAGGUACGGACUACGACAGUUACUACAAGCUGUAUCGUGAAGUACACCACACACGUUACAAGGAUAAACUUUUAACAGAAGAAGAUGGUAAAUCCUCAAAAAUGAUCUACCCUCGACUUAAUGAAGAUUAUUUCACCUUCAGUAAAGAAUUUCCAGAUAUCGCUUAUCAAGAGUACUUUUCCUUGUAUUGGAAAAAACACAAAAGGGAUCCCCCUGUUGAAAAGGUUAAAGCUAAAGAAGAAUCCAAGAUUAUCUACCCUCAAUUAAAUGAGGAUUUUUUUACAUUCAGAAAGGGAUUUCCAAAUAUCACAUAUGGAAAGUAUUGCUCCUUGUAUCGGGAGAGACACCAAAGGGAACCUCCCGAUGAAAAGAGAGGGAAUGAAAGAAAGGUGGGAAAAAAUGGAAGAGAUGAAGGGGGAAGAAUGGAAAGGAAGGCAAGUUUACCAGAACACUUGGUGGAAUCUGCUAGAGAAUCUAAUGUGAAGCAGGAAUCCUAUCCAUUGUAUAGAGAAACUUACAAUGACUAUUUGAUACGCUUUCCUGAUGCAACCUAUGAGGCCUACUAUGAUCUGUACAAAGAGGUGCAUCAGACUAGAUACAAAGACCUUGUAGCAAAGGAUCUAAGCAAGAAGGCAAUCACUCCUGGGAGCUAUGCGGGCAUUAUUGAACCAGUGCCAUCUUUAUUAAGUCUUCCAGAGGUUGGGAAACAUGAAAGACAUGAAGGGGAAAGAAUUGAAAGCAAGGCAGCCUUAUUAACAGAAGACAUGGUAGAAUCUACUGGAAAAUAUAUUAGGAAGUGGGACUCCUAUCCAUUGUAUAGAGAAACGUACGAUGACUACUUGGACCGUUUUCCUGGUGCUGCCUAUGAGACUUACCAUGACUUAUACCAAGAAGUACAUCGGACACGAUACAAAGAGCUUGUAGCAAGGGAUCUUGAGAAAAAGCCAGUAUCCAUUGGGGGCUAUUCGGGAAUUAUUACACCAGUGCCAUCUUUGUUGGAUCUUCCAGAGGUUGGGAAACAUAUGAGAGAUGAAGGGGGAAGAUUUGAAAGGGAGAAAGGUUUACCAGAAGACAUUGUAAAAUAUACUAGAGAAUCUGCUCUAAAACAUGAUUCCUAUCCAUUGUAUAGAGAAACUUACAAUGACUAUUUGGUUCGUUUUCCUGAUGCAACCUUUGAGGCCUACUGUGACUUAUAUCAAGAAGUGCACCGCACACGAUACAAAGAGCUUGUAGCACAGGAUCUUGGCAAGAAGGCAGUCAACCUUGGGAGCUGCUCAGGAAUUGAACCAGUACCAUCUCUAUUAGGUCUUCGAGAGGUUGGGAAACAUGAAAGAGAUGAAAGAGAAAGAUUUGAAAGGAAUACAUUAUUACCAGAAGACUUGGUAGAAUCUACUAGAAAAUCUAAUGUGAAGCAGGAUUCUUAUCCAUUGUAUAGAGAAACUUACAAUGACUACUUGGUUCGCUUUCCUGGUGUGGCCUAUGAGACCUACCAUGACUUAUACAAGGAGGUGCAUCAGACUAGAUACAAAGAGCUUGUAGCACGGGAUCUGCAUAAGAAGCCAGUAUCCACUGGAGCCUAUUCACGAAGUAUUGCCCCAGUGCCAUCCUUAUUAGCACUCCCCGUUGCCAGGAAACAUGAAAUAGAUGAUGACCUCGGCACAAAUUCAAACAGAAUGAUAUACCUCGAGCCAAAUAGAGGUAAUCAAUCAUUGGUAAUAGGUUCCAAGAGGAGGAGAGACAUGGCGGCAGGUGAUAUACAUGAUAGAGUUGACCACCCAUUUGGUAACCAAAAUGAAUUUGUCAAUACUUUUGAAAACAUGGAUGGAAUAAUGAACACAGUCAACCUUGAGCUAGUUCAGCAAUUUCUAAGGCAGUCGGGGAUGGCAGGCUUUCAGCAGCUUCUUGGUGCUACACUUAGUGGGGAAAGCCAGCUAACCACUUUCAUGGAUCAGGCCAGGGCCCUGGUUCAGGCCGAGGCCAGGAGUGAAUUGGACAAUGCAAUACAGCAACUUAUGCAAUUGCCAGGAGGGGACACUUGCAUUGCACUUAUCCAAGCUUUGGCUAAUGCUGGACCAAAGAUUAUUGAGGGUGUAGCCAGUUGUGACCCCCGAGCCAUUGGAGCACUGUUGUCACAGCUUGAUCCUGAAUUAUUGCAUAAACUGGCUACACUCAGUUGACCUGGAGUGCCUUCCACUGAGCAGGACACCUUGAAUCGCAACCCUACACAGAGAGGUAAUAGGAGACAAGAUUGAUUGUAAGGUUAAAUAAUUAAAUGGUAAAUUAUAUUUAUUGUGUAUGCAAAGUAAACUGCCUAUGAAUAUCAGUUGAGAGCAGUUGCGUAUGUCUACCAUUUUGCAAGUAUGAAAGGCUCGUAUUUGUGUAUAAAAAUAGUAGACAUUGUUUAUACACAUAUCUAAAGUAUAAGAUAAUGUUUAAACAUAUGUUGUUAUAUACAGAUAAACAGUCAGUUCUUCAGUCAUCUUUGGUCUAUGAAAAUCCUCCUUCACUGAAGUAUUUUAAAAGCUAGCAUAUUACAUGUAGAACCCAAUUAAUUAUAUCAAGCAUUAAAAAACUUUUUUAACAGAAACUAAUUUUAAAAAACUUAUCACUCGUGAAAUAUUUUGAUAUAUUGUUGGUCAUAUUCAUUGGUCUGAGUGACACAGGUAGCGUUUUGUCUCUAGUCAAGAGUAAUUGCAAGUGAACCACUUGAUUUAAUAUAUCUCCACAGAGUUGUGUCAAUCCAUCUAGACUGAUCAUGUGUCUUUGGGAAUUGGGCCUUAGGAGACUACAGCAUUAAUGCCUAUAAUUUUUUUCUUCUCUAAAUUAACAAUAGAGGAAAUUUAAAUUGCAGCCUAUAAGUCAUAAUACUUGGCCACUCUUUCAAUUUAAGACAUGCAACUUUACAACAGGGAUGUGUUAAUCCUUGUUGUAAUGAGUUAGUGCGAUAAUUCCUUUUUCUGUCAUGAAGCAUAAAAUUUGAAUUUUCUUACUCUUAUGUGAAAAGUCCUGUUUAAUGGAAACUGAGUGGGAAUGGAUGACAUCAGUGAAAUUAUUGGCUCUUUGAAAGAUGGAAACAGUAAUUUGAAACAACAUGAAAAAUGUGUAUUUUGUAUGUGUAUUAUUUAUACAAACUUUAGUUCCUUCAAUUUCUUACGGUCACUAUGAUAAAGGAUGGUCAUCAUCAUUGGCUGUAUAAUACUAUGUCCUACAGAACUUAAAUGAUUUGGUGAGGCUAAAUCAAAAACCAUUGUUCAGUUCUUGAUUAUUCUUUUUUUGGGAUAGCUAUAUUGCCGAAGUUGGAUUUCCAUGUGUUGACAGUAGUGUUUAUAACUUUUGUGCAUAUAUAUAUAUCAAUAACUGAAUAA